Corticium candelabrum is the source of this 1565-nucleotide messenger RNA. RefSeq lists its product as uncharacterized. The record is from RefSeq and is a predicted model, not a curated record. The transcript has 6 exons. The coding region runs from base 137 to 1360 and encodes 407 amino acids. NCBI's taxonomy places the organism in Eukaryota, Metazoa, Porifera, Homoscleromorpha, Homosclerophorida, Plakinidae.
GACCGGUCGACAGUGUGAUUGGCGAGAUGUGGAAAUAGGCGACUCGUCAUACUGUUUCGAACGGUUCACGAUCUCCACGAGCACGACUGCACCUCCAAAAAGUGAGAUCGAGCAGUGGGGCCCCUCAGCGGUAUCAAUGGCUUCGCAUGACAACCUGACGCUUGAAACUUCUCGGAUGUUCAGACCAGGAAACUUUCCGUCGUGGGCGAGACCGGGACUUGGUAGACGAGGUCGAACAUCGUAUUCGAAGCCACUGUGCCGGGAUAAGAUCAAACCGGUCGAUACUGUCAGUUGUAGAGCAGGAAAGAGUGGAGAGAGUGUGACGGAUAACAAGCUGUCACCGCGCGACAAGGAGUUGGCGUUCUUGAAGUCGCAGCACAGCGACGUGUUGAGGGGGUUGCACGGCGAAAUCGAGAGGUUGAAGGCGGAGAAUAAAGAUCUUCAGUUCAAACUGGUGAUGACCGACAACAGAGAGACGAGGAGUGAGGAGACUGGAGAGGGGAAUGUGAUGAUAAGAAGUUGUAGUCAAGACCGUGUGAGUAUUGAUUUGAGGCAAGAACGGGAAGACAAGAAGGCUAAAGACAUGCAAAGUUUCUUUGAACAAGAGCUUCAAGACUUGCGGAUGUGUCUGCAGGAGCAAUUAGAAAAGAACACCAAGCUGACAGAACAGAUAGAGCUCAUACAAGUAGAACACCAACAGUUGUUGGGUCAGUCAAUGUCUGGAGUUCCUACUGCUGGUGGGGUGAUAUUUUUGCCAUCUGCUUAUUCUCAUCAUGUUCAGCAACCCGGGCCCACAUUGCCACAUCUUUCUAGGCAUGGACCUGUGCGUCUCGUCUCUCAGUCUCAGUCUAAUGAGACGCUGCGUGAUCAGUAUCAACAACCACAGCAACGUCAAGAAUCGAUUCCCCCAUAUAAGUUGAAUGGAAGAGGAGUUGCAAUGCCUGGUGGAGCGGGUCUGCAGAUAUUUACGGCAGAGCAGGUGCCACGAUUGCCUACACUGCAAGAAUGUGAAUCUAUAAUAAGGCAUCUUCAGCAAGUGAAUGAUAAGUUGCAGCAUGAGCUCAUCAGUGUGCGAUCAGAUCUCAGAGAUGUGCUGUAUUCUAGCAAAUGGACACCAGAUGCAUUUCUGUUGGCAAAGAGAUAUGUAAAGGAGAAUAGUCUGUGUGGAGCAGACCGCAACAAGCCACCUAACCAAAAUAUCUACGGUCAAAAGCGUGAAUUGCCACACCAUGCUCACAAAGCAGUCGAUGGUGUGUCACUCCCACCUCUCAAACCCAAUCUAGAGAACCGUGUGGCAGAUAGACAUCGAAGACAGCAGGCUACACAGAAGGCGAUAUUUAGACGAGAGGUGCUUCAGUGACUGGUUCAGCCUUGUAACUAAAAUGUAUUUGAAAACGUAAACGUGUAUAAUAACGUUCGAUUUACACUGUCAAUUGAUUGAAAAUGUUGAUAAGUAAACUUUUUACUGCCCUCUCAGUUUCAUUUUGGACCUUAACCUUUGCCAGUGUAAUUACAGCAAGAAAUCACUUUGCACUGGUUACAUGUACUGGCUUCUUGGUCGUCGG